UCCCUUAAUUUCGGAAUCAGACGCGCCACCGGAUUCAACAUGAGUCAAACUGGUGCAUACAGCACAGCCGAUGUUAAUUUAAACGAGUUAAUUGAUAGUAUGAUCGGAUGAAUAAAGAUUAUUUAUACAGAAGUGCAUCGGAAAUAAUUUGAGAAUCAACGGGAUGGCACUGCGAGCAUAUCACAUGAUCUUCCGAAUGGUUAACCUGUACGCUGAUAAUUAUAUGACAGCACCCAGACGAUUGCACCCGAUGAGAUUCCUAUGCGUGCUGAUACUUCAUUUUACGAUUAGUAAAGUGAAUACUACUGGAAGUAAAUGUCAUCAUUUCGGAGUAUGAGAAUGAAAGUGAAUUAUCAAGAGCAGAGGGGCUAGACUGAUGGGUAGAACAUUGGAUUCAAUCGAGAGAUAAGCAACAUCAUACUUGGUUGUUUUUUUCAAUGAAUACCGAACGAGUUAUUCACUGUUAUUCGUUUCAUUCUUCUAGGUUGAACUGUAUUUGUCCCAAGGAAUAAUGCAAAGCUGGAAUGACAAAGUUUUUGCGGUAUGUGUCAGAUGUUAUUAUUACACCUCUGUGUACCUUGGCGGAGAGUCGGUGUCGGUGAUUCGCCAGGCAAGGCCCAGCAGCCCGCCACAAGCAUAUUGUUGCUCUACUUUUGGAAACGACACAGCGAGUUUGAGUGCAAAAAAUCAUCCUACGUCGCACAUGUGUCUACUCAAGGAAUGCAGUCAUUCCACAAACCAUGGAUAUGAAAUCCCAAUCAGCUCAAGACUUGGAGGCCUAAACUGGAGAAAUUAUAACCACGGAAUCCCAAAUGCGUGCAUAAACUUUAGUAGAUCCCAUAAGAGCUCAAUGUCUUACAAAGCAUUCUAUUAUGCCGGCCAACACAUUUGGUAUUUGGAUUCUUGAGACCAACAUACAUAGAAUUAACAUAGAAAUUCUCAUGGAUGAAAUUCUCAACAGAUACUCCGAAAAGAUGUUUCUCGACCUGGUGCCUCAUCAUGCGCAUGCCUUCAUUCCUGUGUUAUAAAUCAUACCGCUACAGGGUAUAUCGAAGACAUCAGCUGGUCGCAUGCUGGGCUGAUCGUUUGCAAUCAUCUGUAUCUAAUCCUACUCCUAAUAAUACAUGUACUACAAUCACUACAA
This is a messenger RNA of Athalia rosae (coleseed sawfly), 1144 nucleotides long. RefSeq lists its product as uncharacterized. The transcript has 5 exons. The record is from RefSeq and is a predicted model, not a curated record. Lineage: Eukaryota; Metazoa; Arthropoda; Insecta; Hymenoptera; Athaliidae. The coding region runs from base 512 to 907 and encodes 131 amino acids.